AUGCCUAUCUUCAAGUCGUUACAGCCACCGAUUGAGAUGCCAUGGCAUCUCCCCGUAUGGACGUGGCUGUUCGACUCUGAAUAUAGUCCGAUGCGACAUCACAAGCCGGAAGACAUCCAGGGUUUCACGAAUGCGGUGACAAAGGAGCACCUCAGCUAUGUCGACCUGAAACAGCACACGACCCACCUCUCCACCGCGCUGGUGAAAAACUACGGCCUCCUACAGGGCCAGACCGUCGCCCUCUUCUCCCCCAACACAGUAUGGUACCCGUGUGCCAUGUUCGGCGUGCUGCGCGCCGGAGGUGUCAUCAGCGGCGCCUCGCCAGCGUACAACGUUGAGGAAAUGACCUACGCGCUGAAGACCGCGGAGGCCAAGUUCCUAUUCACGGUCCCGAGUUCCAUGGAGGUGGCGGCCGCGGCGGCGAAAAAAGCGGGCAUCCCGCAGAGCAGGGUGUUCCUGCUCGAGGGACAGAUGGAAGGGUUCACAACCAUGAAGGAAUUGCUGGAGAUGGGCCGCUCACAUGGAGAAGGCUCGCAAAUCGAACAAUUCCGCCUCCCUCCCGGCAAGAAGAACAAGGACGUCUGCGGGUUCCUGUCCUUCAGCUCGGGGACGACUGGCUUGCCCAAGGCCGUCAUGAUCGCGCAUUCCAACGUCAUCGCCCAGUGUCUCCAGAUCCAACAGAUUUCGCCGGCCACCUUGCGACGCAUUCUCGCCGUGUUGCCCUUGUUCCACAUCACGGGUCUGGUGCACCAAAUGCACCUGCCGAUCCUCCUCAACGCCAACGUCUACAUGUUGCCCGCAUUCACCAUGGACGGCAUGCUGCAGACCGUCCAGGAUUACAAACUCGAGGAAAUGCUCCUCGUGCCUCCGAUCCUGAUCCGCAUGGUCCGCGACGAAAAGACGCUCGCAAAGUACGACCUCAGCUCUCUGCGCCGCUUCAGCUCGGGCGCCGCUCCCUUGAGCGCCGAGAUCCUCGAACUCCUGAAAAAGCGCUUCCCCGGCACGGGCUUCAAGCAGGGCUACGGCAUGACAGAGUCUUGUUCGUGUAUCACUGCCCAUCCGCCCGAGAAGUACGACUAUAAAUACGCCUUCCGGGUGGGCACCAUCGUCGCGUCCACCGAGGUCAAGAUCGUCGACCCGGACACGGGACGGGAAUGUGGGCUGAAUGAACCGGGUGAGAUAUGGGCCCGAGGUCCCCAGGUCGUCAUGGGCUAUCUCAACAACCCGAAAGCCACCAGGGAGACAUUUGAUAAGGAUGGCUUCUUGCAUACCGGCGAUAUCGGGAGCCUGGAUGAAGAAGGGCUGAUCACCAUCACAGACCGGCUGAAGGAGAUGAUCAAAGUCAAAGGCAUCGGAGUUGCUCCAGCCGAGCUAGAAGAUCUUCUCCUCGGACACGACGACGUCGAGGAUGUCGCCGUGCUUGGCAUUUCCGAUGACUACUCGGGCGAGCGGCCCAAAGCUUACAUCGUGCUCAAGCCAUCCAAGAGAUCUGGCGACCUGCAAGCGACGGGCAAGAAGCUCAUCAAGUACGUCCAGGACAAGAAGGUCCGGCAUAAGUGGAUCACCGAGGUCGAGAUUGUCGACGAGAUCCCAAAGAGCCCCAGUGGAAAGAUUCUCAGGAGAGUGUUGCGGGACAUGGCCAAGAGCGGGAAGAAGGGUGUCGUUGUCAAGGAUGACAGAGAGAGAGCAAGGCUAUAA
This is a messenger RNA of Fonsecaea multimorphosa CBS 102226, 1698 nucleotides long. RefSeq lists its product as uncharacterized. NCBI's taxonomy places the organism in Eukaryota, Fungi, Ascomycota, Eurotiomycetes, Chaetothyriales, Herpotrichiellaceae. The transcript has 4 exons. The record is from RefSeq and is a predicted model, not a curated record. Gene Ontology annotation, molecular function: CoA-ligase activity. The coding region runs from base 1 to 1698 and encodes 565 amino acids.